Molecule: messenger RNA, 1495 nt
Organism: Oryza sativa Japonica Group (Japanese rice)
Lineage: Eukaryota; Viridiplantae; Streptophyta; Magnoliopsida; Poales; Poaceae
Source: RefSeq, a predicted model, not a curated record
GGGAGUAUUAAGCUAAUCACGUGCUGGGAAAGCAUGGUAUAUUGCAUGUGGACAUGUACAACCUUGGAAGCAAGCAACUCCAUCGAUCGCCUAUAAAUUCCAUCGCAACCAUGCAUGCAAUCACACCAGCAACUAAACACAUCACUAGCUACUUAAUUAGCAGCAGCUACAAUCUGAGUGUAAUUAACAGUGUCGUGAUGGCGCCUAGGCUGAGCGCCGUUGCAUUGGCGGCGUUCCUGCUGCUCGCCGUCGUCGUCGCCGCCGCCGCCCAGCCUAAGCCUAAGCCGGCCGGAAAAGGCGGCAAGCCGGAGAAGGGAGAGACGCCAGGGAAAGGUAAGCCGGAGGAGAGGGAGACGCCGCCGGGGAAAGGUAAGCCGGAGGAGAAAGAGAAGCCGGAGAAGAAGAAGAUAAAGGUGAAGUGCCAGGAGAGCCGUAAGCUCUACCCCUACUGCUCCGCCAAGAUGAUGGAGUGCCCCGACACGUGUCCCACCUCCUGCUUCGUCGACUGCGACGCCUGCAAGCCCGUCUGCGUGUGCAACGUGCCGGGGGCGUGCGGCGACCCGAGGUUCAUCGGCGGCGACGGCAACGCCUUCUACUUCCAUGGCCGGAGGGACGCCGACUUCUGCGUCGUCUCCGACCGCGACCUCCACAUCAACGCGCACUUCAUCGGCAAGCGCGGCGCCGACGGCAUGUCGCGCGACUUCACCUGGAUCCAGGCCAUUGCCGUCCUCUUCGACGACGGCGGCGCCCACCGCCUCUACGUCGGCGCCAGGAAGACCGCCGCCUGGGACGACGACGUCGACCGCCUCGAGGUCAUCGUCGACGGCGAGCCGGUGCUCCUCCCGGAGGACGCCGGCGCCACCUGGACCUCCGCCGCCGUGCCGGCGCUGACCGUGACGCGCACCAAGGCGGCGAACGGCGUGCUCGUGGCGCUCGACGGGCGGUUCAAGUUGAGGGCCAACGCCGUGCCCAUCACCGCCGAGGACUCGAGGGUGCACCGGUACGGCGUCACCGGCGACGACUGCCUCGCCCACCUCGACCUGGCGUUCAAGUUCGACGCGCUCACCGGCGACGUGCACGGCGUCGUCGGUCAGACGUACCGCUCCGACUACGUCAACAAGUUCGACGUCAGGGCGUCCAUGCCCACGCUGGGGGGCGACCACAGCUUCGCCACCUCCGGCCUGUUCGCCGCCGACUGCGCCGUGUCGCGCUUCGGACAUGGCGGCCGCGCCGCCGCCGUCGCCAUGGCCGCGUAGCUCGCUGCACUGCGUAUACCGACUUAAAUCAUCAUGCCCUCUUGAGUCUGAUGCUAUGAUGGGUAUGAGUGUUAAUUGUUCUGUUCAUUGGCCAUGGCUGCACGCCUGCACUGCAUGAUCGUCAAAGUGCGAAGUAAUAAUCUUGUGUUCGUGUUGAUUAGUUGAUGUGUUGAUAUUCGCAUCAGCUGCACUGUAGUAUUGAACUCUGCAAAGAAAUAAAUUUCAUGAUUUUUCGUAAA